Striga asiatica is the source of this 333-nucleotide messenger RNA. The record is from the annotation of a GenBank genome assembly. Lineage: Eukaryota; Viridiplantae; Streptophyta; Magnoliopsida; Lamiales; Orobanchaceae.
CCUUCAGUUAAUUGCUGUGCAAUAAGAUCUUUUAUGACGGAGUGCUGGCAAAGAAUUAAUUAUAUUAUUUCGGUUUGGGUGAUAUGGGGAGGAAAUCCGGCCAAAUUUCUGAGGACACUCACUGAUGAUGAAAUCGCCUUCAUCUCACAGUCAGCUACCAAUUAUGCCAGCCUGGCGCAAGCUCAUACUUCUGAAAAUGCAAAAGAAUUCGACAAGGUGGAAUUCGAAAAGGUGCUCCGGAAGAAGUUAUCUGGUGUGGAUGAAGCAUAUGGUUCGCUGCUGGGGGCUGUUCGCGAGAGUCAGCCAGAACUUGCUAACAACAAAGCUGCAUAU